UUAGGGUAACCCUAAACCUAACCCUCUGGCCAACAAUGUUAAUAAAAACAAAAACCUUUGCAGGAAAGACUUUCAAUGAAGCCACUAAUUUAUUAUUUUCGUCUCCAGGACUUAAAUCACUGGGCGGAAAAUCUGUGUUGGUGGAGAUUAUUCUGCCCUCUGCUGGUCAACAGAUGAACUGCAGGAAGUCAGAUUGAAGUAAUAUUCUGUCAUGAGGGCCUACGUCAUCACGUAAAAUAUGUUUUAUUCAAUGUUUAGUUUAUCUGUUUAUUAUAUAGAAUAAAUCAGGAAAUUAUUUGUUUCUUAAGUUUAUUCAAAUUAUAAAAUCAAGUAAACAUCUGUUCACUGCAAAUUAAAAUUAAAAACAUAUUGAAACAAAUGCAGAGAUAAAACCUAAGGUGGGGUUAAAUUAGAAUUACAGUCAUGAAAUAAAGUAUUCACACCCUUACUGAUUUCUUCUGUUUUUGUCUUUUUGUUCCAGUUAAAUGUUUCAGAUCCUCAAACUAAACUUAAUAUCAAAGAUAACCUGAUUAAAUACAUAAAGCAGUUUUCACACUAUGAGUUCAUUCAUUAAGGGAACAAAGGUAUCCAUGGCAACCGAAUCUAGACCUGAUUACCAGCAGAUCUACAGUAUCAAGCAUUAACUCUACAGAACCCAUCUGACAGCAUGAAGUAGGCUAAAGUAUCUCAAACCUCAACACAUUGGGUCUGGAUCUGAAGAAAUCCAGGAACAGAUGAGAACCAAAGUCACUGACAUCUAUCAGUCUGGAGAGGAAUACAGAGACCAGAGGAACCAGAAACCUGAACAGAACCACAUCAUCAUGUAUGAUGAUUUAUAACAUGCAUGUUUUUUCCUGUUUGACUUUGUUGACUAUAGUGAGGAAAGAAGAAUGAAGAGACUGAAUCAGAGCUGGAGCAGUUCUGGUGCUGAUUCUGAGCACUGAUUGGACUGAAGGCUUCAGUUCUGCUCUCAGUGGUUCCUCUCCAGCAGAACCACAGGAUUGAAUGAAUUAUUGGAUCAGCUGCUUCUGCAGGUUCUGACUGGAAACAUGAAAACAACCCAGGAAUGUUCAGAUUCAUCAAACAGAAAGAGUUCUGGGUUUUGGUGCCGUCAGAGUCCAGAGAGAACAGAACUUUCUUUGGUGUUCAGAUUGGCAGCAGGAAGCUGCUGCAGGUUAAUUAUUGAAAAUGUUGAAGUCAUAUAAAGUUACAGCAGCUGAUCUUUGACCUGAGCUGAACUUUAAGACUGAUUUCAGAGUGAAAGCAGCUUUCAGACUCAGAGGACCGAUGAAGGAGAAGAAGUCCAGGAGUUUCUCUUCUUCUACACAGACCUGGUCCAGACAGCAGAGAGCUGCAGAGUGAAGAAGUUCAUGAGAAGAAGCUGAAUGAAGGUAGAAGGUGUGAACUGAGCAGCAUGGAUCAGUGUGAGGACAGAGAGGACAGAGUCCCUCCUUCUAAAACCACUCUGUGUGGAGAACAUGAGGACCAGAGCAAAGUUCAGAGGAAACAAUCAGAACCAGAACCUGGACCUGGACCCAGCUGUGUGUCCUUAAAGAGCAACAAGUCAAAGGAUGAUUUUAUUGAUUUUAAAUCAGCUCAACGUUCAGCUGCAAACAGGAUCCAACAGACCCUCAAACCAGAACCAGAACCAGAACCCAGCUGUAUGUCCUUAAAGAGCAAUGAUUCAAUUUAUCGUCCUAUUGAUUUUAAAUCAGAUCAACCUUCAGCUGCAAAGAGUUUUUCCGGCCAUAGCAGCAGGGAAGCUCUUGUGGAAAUCCCAAUGGCCGAAUGUCUGCAUAGCGGGUUUUUUUCCUCAGUUUGUCAACGUGAACUUAAAUCUGGUCUGAAGAAGAGGUUCCAGUGUGUGUUUGAGGGGAUCGCUAAAGCAGGAAGUCCAACCCUUCUGAACCAGAUCUACACAGAGCUCUACAUCACAGAGGGAGGGACUGGAGAGGUCAAUGAUGAACAUGAGGUUAGACAGAUUGAAACAGCAUCCAGGAAACCACACAGACCAGAAACAACCAUCAGACAAGAAGACAUCUUUAAAGUCCCAGCUGGAAGAGAUCAGCCAAUCAGAACAGUGAUGACAAAGGGAGUGGCUGGCAUUGGGAAAACAGUCUUAACCCAGAAGUUCACUCUGGACUGGGCUGAAGACAAAGCCCACCAGAACAUCCAGUUCAUAUUUCCAUUCACCUUCAGAGAGCUGAAUGUGCUGAAAGAGAAAAAGUUCAGCUUGGUGGACCUUGUUCAUCACUUCUUUACUGAAACCAAAGAAAUCUGCAGCUUUGAACACUUCCAGGUUCUGUUCAUCUUUGAUGGUCUGGAUGAGAGUCGACUUCCUCUGAACUUCCACAACAAGGAGAUCCUGACUGAUGUUACAGAGUCCACCUCAGUGGAUGUUCUGCUGACAAACCUCAUCACGGGGAAACUGCUUCCUUCUGCUCUCCUCUGGAUAACCACACGACCUGCAGCAGCCAAUCAGAUCCCUCCUGAGUGUGUUGGCAUGGUGACAGAGGUCAGAGGAUUCAAUGACCCACAGAAGGAGGAGUACUUCAGGAAGAGAUUCAGAGAUGAAGAGCAGGCCAGCAGGAUCAUCUCCCACAUGAAGACAUCAAGAAGCCUCCACAUCAUGUGCCACAUCCCAGUCUUCUGCUGGAUCACUGCUACGGUUCUGGAGGAUGUGUUGGAGACCAGAGAGGGAGGAGAGCUGCCCAGCACCCUGACUGAGAUGUACAUCCACUUCCUGGUGGUUCAGACCAAAGUGAAGAAGGUCAAGUAUGAUGGAGGAUCUGAGACAGAUCCACACUGGAGUCCAGAGAGCAGGAAGAUGAUUGAGUCUCUGGGAAAACUGGCUUUUGAUCAGCUGCAGAAAGGAAACCUGAUCUUCUAUGAAUCAGACCUGACAGAGUGUGGCAUCGAUAUCAGAGCAGCCUCAGUGUACUCAGGAGUGUUCACACAGAUCUUUAGAGAGGAGAGAAGGCUGUACCAGGACAAGGUGUUCUGCUUCGUCCAUCUGAGUGUUCAGGAGUUUCUGGCUGCUCUUCAUGUCCAUCGGACCUUCAUCAAGGAUGGAGUUAAUCUGAUGGUAGACCAAAAAAACAUUUCUGCUUGGUCUAAAUUAUCUAAGAAACCAAAUCUAAAAAGUCUCCAUCAGAGAGCUGUGGACAAGGCCUUACAGAGUCCAAAUGGACACCUGGACUUGUUCCUCCGCUUCCUCCUGGGUCUUUCAGUAGAGACCAAUCAGACUCUCCUGCAAGGUCUGCUGACUAAGACAGGAAGUAGCUCACAGACCAACGAGGGAACAGUUCAGUACAUCAAAAAGAAGUUCAAACAGAACCUGUCUGCUGAGAAAAGCAUCAACCUGUUCCACUGUCUGAAUGAACUGAAUGAUUGUUCUCUGGUCCAAGAGAUCCAACAGUCUCUGAGUUCAGGAAGUCUCUCCACAGAUAAAAUGUCUCCUGCUCAGUGGUCAGCUCUGGUCUUCAUCUUACUGUCAUCAGGAGAAGAUCUGGAUGUGUUUGACCUGGAGAAAUACUCUGCUUCAGAGGAGGCUCUUCUCAGGCUGCUGCCAGUGGUCAAAGCUUCAAACAAAGUUCUAUUGAAGAACUGUAACCUCUCAGAGAGAAGCUGUGAAGUUCUGGCCUCAGUUCUCAGCUCCCAUUCCUCAAAUCUGAGACAGAUGGACCUGAGUAACAACAAGCUGCAGGAUUCUGGAGUGGAGCUGCUGUCUUCUGGACUGAGGAGUCCACACUGCAAACUGGAAACUCUCAGAUUGAAGAACUGUAACCUCUCAGAGAGAAGCUGCGAAGUUCUGGCCUCAGUUCUCAGCUCCCAGUCCUCUAAUCUGAGAGAGAUGGACCUGAGUAACAACAAGCUGCAGGAUUCUGGAGUGGAGCUGCUGUCUUCUGGACUGAAGAGUCCAAACUGCAAACUGGAAACUCUCAGAUUGAAGAACUGUAACCUCUCAGAGAGAAGCUGUGAAGUUCUGGCCUCAGUUCUCUGCUCCCAGUCCUCUAAUCUGAGAGAGAUGGACCUGAGUAAUAACAAGCUGCAGGAUUCUGGAGUGGAGCUGCUGUCUUCUGGACUGAAGAGUCCAAACUGGAAACUGGAAACUCUCAGAUUGAAGAACUGUAACCUCUCAGAGAGAAGCUGUGAAGUUCUGGCCUCAGUUCUCUGCUCCCGGUCCUCUAAUCUGAGAGAAAUGGACCUGAGUAACAACAAGCUGCAGGAUUCUGGAGUGGAGCUGCUGUCUUCUGGACUUAAGAGUCCAAACUGCAAACUGGAAACUCUCAGACUUAGAUCCUGUAACCUCUCAGGGAGAACUUGUGAAGUUCUGUCAUCAGUUCUUAGCUCCCAGUCCUGCUGUCUGAGAGAAGUUGACCUGCAGAAGAACAGCCUACAAGAUUCAGGGGAGAAGUUGCCGUCUGGUUCAGACUGUACACUGGAAAUAUUCAGGGAGCCUGAUGGAGUCCGAUGGUUGAAACCAGGUCUGAGGAAGUAUUCCUGUCAGCUCACAAUCGACACAAACACAGUGAACAGAAACCUCCAACUGUCUGAAGACAACAGGAAGGUGACAUGGAUGGAGGAGCUUCAGUCAUAUCCUGAUCAUCCAGACAGAUUUGAUUUUCCUCAGCUGCUGUGUAGUGAUGGUCUGACUGGUCGCUGUUACUGGGAGGUUGAGUGGAGAGGAUAUGUUUAUAUAUCAGUGAGUUACAGAAGAAUCAGGAGGAAAGGAUACAGUGAUGACUGUUGGUUUGGAUUUAAUGAUCAUUCCUGGAGUCUGAACUGCUCUGAUGAUGGUGGUUACUAUGUCUGGCACAAUAAAGAAGUUACAUCCACCUCCUCCUCCUCCUCCUCCUCCUCCUCCUCCUCCUCCUCCAUCUCUAACAGAGUAGCAGUGUAUGUGGACUGUCCUGCUGGUAUUCUGUCCUUCUACAGAGUCUCCUCUGACUCACUGAUCCACCUCCACACCUUCAACACCACAUUCACUGAACCUCUUUAUCCUGGAUUCUUGUUCUGGUCUCGUUCUGGUUCCUCAGUGUUUUUGUGUCCACUUCCAAGAUCAGAACCUCUGGCUACGUCUGGAUUAUCUCCAUCAAGCAAUGUUGGUGGUACAGCUGAAGCUUCAAAAGACCAAACUCGUGAUACUGAGGAAGAAAUGUCAGAAACAUCAGAGCUGAAGGAGUCUUCAUCAAGCUUCACACCUGAAAUGAAAACUGAAUAUUCACGGAUCUCAUACAGGUUCAAGUUUCCUGGUCCAGGAGUGUUCCAGUGUACUUUGACUAGACUGGUGUUUGUGAUGACCCAGGCGGCAGAGGUGCUGUACAGAACUGUAGUGUGGCCCGACGGCCUCCUGGAGACAGCUGGAAAAACCCCUGCAGGGAUGCUGUUCAACAUCAAGUGCUCUGAGGGUGCAAUCAGUCAGCUCCACCUCCCACACUGUGAGACAAAGGAGGCUUUGUGUUUUAAUAGAUUCCUGUCAGUCGCCCACAUCACUGAUGAUGAUGGAAUGAGCAUUCUGGAGCCAACAAAGAUCACAGAUACUCAUGUAUUGGUGAAUGUCCUCCACCUCUCUGCCUUUGGCCUCAUCUGGGAUACCCUCCUGAGGUUUCUCCACAUGAAGCAGCCAAUAAACUGCCAGGUCCUGUUGUUCCUCAGACCUCCAGGUAGAGUUCCUCCAACACUGGAUGUGCUGCUGCUACCGGGGAACAUUCCUCUGUCAGAGGUUUCUGCUCAGCAUGAAGAAUCUGAGCACAUCAAGGUCUCAUCUGAAUGUCUUCUCACUGCUGAUCAUAGCUACAGUGUACGUUGUGAACCUCAGGCCUUGAUAGAUCCUAAGAGUAAGACGUUUCGCACGGGGUGUGGACCAAAUUUCCAUCCAACAUUUGUAGUUUCCAUGACUACAAACCCAGAGAGAAUGACCUUAGUAAUCCAAGAUCAACACUGCACAGUAGUCUGGGAACAUGGUUUAUACAUACCAAGUCCUUCAUCAAGGAAGAUUUCGGCAGACGGUACAUUAGAGAAAUCAAAGUCUCUAAAGAGGAAACUCUUCAACAUCCUGAAGGAUUUGAAAGAUGAAAACUUCAAGAACUUUAAGUGGUAUUUAGAGGAUGAACCAUCGGACAGCUCCUCACCAAUCCAAAAGGCAGAACUCGAGAAUGCUGACAGACAGGAUGUUGUGGAAUUGGUUGUGCACCGCUUUGGAUGUGAAGGAGCUUUGAAGGUGAUAGAGAAAGUUUUAAAGGAUAUUGGCAUGAACAAUCUGGUGGAGGAACUACAGAACCCGAGAUUUCAUUAAGGUUCAGUUAUAUUAGCUCACUGGUGCCUCUUCCAGCAUAAGGCUGAACAUUUUACCGAGGUGUUCAAAAAAUUGUUUAAACAGAUUUAUUCUUAUUUUUUGCUGAAAAUAUAAAGGAGUUUAAAGGAAGAUAAGGAAUCCUUUAAAAAAUAUGUCAAGCACUUGUUGAGAAUUAAAAUUAUUUAUUUUCAUACUAUGUGUUCAGUUUGCAUGUGUAUGCAUAAAACUGGAAUAUAUCAUAUAUUGUAAACCUGGGACCGCAGGGAGAGAGAGGUCACAGCAGGGUUCAGGCUGGAAGAAGAGUCAACCUCAGGUCAGAAUGAUCGCCAGCAGCUGUAAGCAGUAAAUGCCGGCUGUUGGGCAUGGUAUAGAUAAUAAAGUACUCCAAUGGGGGUUGGCUAAUUUACAGCGGCGACAUAGACUUUGUAAAUAAUUCUUGUAGGGGAGGUUUCCGCAGUCAGCUUUGAAGUUCAAUGAGGGUAUAAAAACCUUUAACAUUGAUAAUGAGACAGACACUCAGUGAAUACAUUCUAGCUUUGCUGAUCCGAGUCUCUCUCUAAGGCCUUAGGUAAUCUUUCUUCUUUUGUAUUAUCCUUUUGUAUUCAAGUAUGCAUUGGAAAUCAUUGGACUUAUAUUUGUAAUUAAACUUGUGUUAAUCUGAA
Girardinichthys multiradiatus is the source of this 6960-nucleotide messenger RNA. RefSeq names its product NACHT, LRR and PYD domains-containing protein 3-like. The record is from RefSeq and is a predicted model, not a curated record. Lineage: Eukaryota; Metazoa; Chordata; Actinopteri; Cyprinodontiformes; Goodeidae. The transcript is spliced from 23 exons. Bases 1415 to 6298 code for a protein of 1627 amino acids. Gene Ontology annotation, molecular function: protein binding.